AAAAAACUAGGGCUUUUUCUUUUUACCGUAUCAAUGGCUCCCAAGGUUUCUAAGGCCGAGAAGAAGGUCGCUUACGAUCAAAAGCUGUGCAAAUUUCUCGAUGAGUACACACAGGUUUUGGUGGUGGCUGCGGACAACGUCGGCUCCACCCAGCUUCAGAACAUAAGGCGAGGUCUGAGAGGCGAUUCUGUGGUUCUCAUGGGUAAGAACACUAUGAUGAAAAGGAGUAUCAGGCUUCAUGUCGAGAAGACUGGGAACGAAGAUAUUCUCAGUCUCAUCCCUCUCCUUGUAGGAAAUGUUGGGCUGAUCUUCACCAAGGGUGACUUGAAAGAAGUCAGCGAUGAGGUUGCCAAGUACAAGGUUGGAGCCCCUGCUCGUGUUGGUUUGGUAGCCCCAAUCGAUGUUGUGGUCCCACCUGGAAACACUGGUCUCGAUCCAUCCCAAACAUCUUUCUUCCAGGUCCUUAACAUCCCAACAAAGAUUAACAAGGGAACUGUUGAGAUCAUCACCCCAGUUGAACUUAUCAAGAAGGGGGACAAAGUUGGGUCCUCAGAAGCUGCUCUGCUUUCGAAGCUGGGCAUAAGGCCUUUCUCUUAUGGGCUUGUUGUGCUCUCGGUUUACGACAAUGGCUCGGUUUUCAGCCCAGAGGUUCUUGACUUGACUGAUGAUGACCUCAUUCAAAAGUUUGCAGCCGGUGUCUCUAUGAUCACCUCUCUUUCGCUCGCCAUAGCUUAUCCGACCCUAUCGGCUGCACCCCACUUGUUGAUCAACGGCUACAAGAAUGUGUUGGCUGUUGCGGUAGAGACCGAUUACUCUUUCCGUCUGGCUGAUGAAGUCAAGGAGUAUCUUGCGGAUCCGAGCAAGUUUGCUGUUGCAGCUGCUGCACCUGUUGCUGCUGGUGGUGCUCCGGCGUCUGUGGCUAAGGAGGUGGAAAACAAAGAGGAGCCUGAGGAGUCUGAAGACGACAUGAUUAUAGGCCUAUUUGAUUAAGUUUUAAUGCUUUGUUUGCUGUCUUGGGCUUAUCGAGUACUGUGAGUUGACUUCUUAUUUGUUGGAGGUGGAAGUCGGACUAACUUUUUGUUGGCUUUUUAAUUUUUCAGCGACUUUUUCAAAACGCAAAUUAUGCUUGCAUUUAUAUUUUGGCUGCCUUUUGUUUUAUUCGUGUGGGAAUGCACAAGUUACUAAGCAGUUGGACAUUGUUAAGUGGGAAUUAUUUCUUGCGCGACUUCUAUAUAAAUCUCUAAAGCCA
Striga asiatica is the source of this 1249-nucleotide messenger RNA. The record is from the annotation of a GenBank genome assembly. Lineage: Eukaryota; Viridiplantae; Streptophyta; Magnoliopsida; Lamiales; Orobanchaceae.